Molecule: messenger RNA, 1110 nt
Organism: Oryza brachyantha (malo sina)
Lineage: Eukaryota; Viridiplantae; Streptophyta; Magnoliopsida; Poales; Poaceae
Product: protein PHOSPHATE-INDUCED 1 homolog
Exons: 1
Coding region: 1-1008 (335 amino acids)
Source: RefSeq, a predicted model, not a curated record
AUGGAGGCGAAAGCUCACUUCCUCGCGGCGCUGGUGGUGGUGGCGGUGGUGGUGAUGGGUUGGUCGGCGCGGACGUGCGAGUCGGUGCUCUACCAGCCACCGCCGCCGGCGGUGGAGUACCACGGCGGCGCGGUGCUGGAGGGCGCCGUGCCGGUGUCGGUGCUGUUCUACGGCGCGUUCCAGCCGCACCACAGGGCCGUCGUCGCCGACUUCCUGCUGUCCCUCUCGCCGCGGGGGCGGGACGGCCAGCGGCAGCAGCAGCACUCGUUCGGCGCGCCGGGGCCGGCGCCGCCGCCGACGGUGGCGAGGUGGUGGGGCACCGUGGAGAGGUACGUGCGGAAGGCCGGGCGGGGCUGGGAGGCGGCGCGCGUGGUGCUGGCCAGCCAGGUCGACGACGAUGGGUGCUCGCUCGGGAAGCGCCUGUCGCGGGCGCAGGUCGAGCUGCUGGCGGCGCGGCUCGGCGUGGCGCCGGGGGGUGUCGCCGUGGUGCUCACCGCCGCCGACGUCGCCGUGGAGGGGUUCUGCUCCAGCGCGUGCGGCGUGCACGGCUCGUCGGCGCCGGGGGGCGCUGUGCACGUGUGGGUGGGCGACGCGUCGGCGCAGUGCCCGGGGCGGUGCGCGUGGCCGUUCCACGCCGCGGACGGCUACGCCUACGACGCCGCCGGCAGGCGCGCCCACGACCACGGCCGCGCCGAGGCGUUCCUCCGCGCGCCCAACGGCGACGCCGGCGUGGACGGCGUGGUGAUCAACCUGGCGGCGCUGCUGGCCGGCGCCGUGACGAACCCGUACGGGCGGGGCUACUUCCAGGGCGACGCGGCGGCGCCGGUGGAGGUGGGCGGCGCGUGCCCGGGGGUGUACGGUCGCGGCGCGUACCCGGGCUACCCCGGCGCCGUGAGGGUGGACGCGGCCACCGGCGCCGGGUACAACGUCGUGGGCAGGAACGGCCGGCGGUACCUCGUGCCGGCGCUCGUCGACCCCGACAACUACUCCUGCCUCAUCAUGACCUAAUUGAACUUACUUAACUUAACCAGCUUUUGAUUAUCUGCUUCGUCGGUCAUGGCAAUCGAUCUUGAUAUAAGCUUGCUUGUGUGCAUCGAUCCAUGGCGCCUG